Molecule: messenger RNA, 1032 nt
Organism: Gamsiella multidivaricata
Lineage: Eukaryota; Fungi; Mortierellomycota; Mortierellomycetes; Mortierellales; Mortierellaceae
Exons: 2
Coding region: 292-771 (159 amino acids)
Source: RefSeq, a predicted model, not a curated record
UUUUUUUUUUUUUUUUUUUUUUUUUUUGCGCACAACGCAACAUCCUGCAUAGCGAACACAGAAGUAGCUCACACUGAUACUUGUGGAGAGAAAGAUGACCGACAGCAGGGGGAAUGAUGCAGCGGAGAAACUAUGACUAAAUCGUCACACGCGUAGACUCCUAUCUUAUGGGACGGCAGAGGUCAGGACCGAAGGAUUCUGAGAUGACUCUCAAUUGCCCCGGAAAGAGAAGAGCCAGGAGAGAGGAUAGGGGAGCAGGGAGCGAGUGAGUUCCAGGGUUACGCCGAGACGAUGGCCCAUGUUAAUCUGCAGACAGUUUCAGGAUUGUAUACGCGAGGAAGAACUAGGAAACUUUUCUUCCAUGCUCUACAGGAAGAACCAACAAAAGACAGGAGGAGGCGUGUGCGUGCGUAUUUGUUUAUGUAUGCGAACAAGAUGGAACAUGAGAGGGGUGGACGGGACGAAGGUCUAGCCUAUUUCUCCACUGCUUUUGCUGCUCACUCUUUUGAUCCAUCUGUAGAAGCACAACAAGCACAGAGCGGAGGCCGUUGCGCUUCGCGAUGGGGUCAAAGCGAACUGUGGCACCUGGGCGUGUGUCCGCUCCCCCUAUUGUUUGAUCCAUCGAAUAUCUAUCGGAUACACAAUUCUAUCCUCCUCCUUGUUUUCAACUCUGUUGCUUCGGUCAGGGUCCAGAGGGGAGCGAAGGUCGCGCCUGCCUUGACUAGCAUGACUACUGUGGAUCGUGGAAUGACGAAGCAACCAAGGCACUAAAGAAUGCAUGCAGUAACAUGCUAGAACAACCGUAAAAUGAGAAAAGGAUGCAGCUUGCAUGUAGACCAGUUUCGACGCAUUUUCACAUUCGCUUUAUCUUCCUUUCUGUCCAAUCCUGUUCAUCUACACAUGUGUGCAGCCAGUCGAUAGCAAUUUUUGUUGGUGAAGGAAGAAACAUAUUUCGCCACUAAUAUUUUGUGGGGAAAUUUUCGGUUUUCGUUGGGUAAUGCAACUCGCAUGAUAACGAAGGGAAAAAAAAAA